This is a messenger RNA of Phyllopteryx taeniolatus (common seadragon), 3432 nucleotides long. It is a transcript of the gene taf4b, whose product is annotated as TAF4B RNA polymerase II, TATA box binding protein (TBP)-associated factor. Bases 467 to 2413 code for a protein of 648 amino acids. Gene Ontology annotation, molecular function: DNA binding; protein heterodimerization activity; RNA polymerase II general transcription initiation factor activity. The transcript is spliced from 15 exons. Gene Ontology annotation, biological process: DNA-templated transcription; transcription initiation at RNA polymerase II promoter. NCBI's taxonomy places the organism in Eukaryota, Metazoa, Chordata, Actinopteri, Syngnathiformes, Syngnathidae. Gene Ontology annotation, cellular component: transcription factor TFIID complex. The record is from RefSeq and is a predicted model, not a curated record.
UGAACACGUGCCAUGCGAUCUUCCUGUGUGCCUUGAACGCACCACCGUUCAGUGUCACCUGAAGAGCUCAUUUACAUAUUCUCGCCUGUCCGAAAAAGCCAAAAAACGCAACCCGGCGAACCAUCUGUUAUCGUAGAUUUUGUGCAACAAGUGAAUGUGGACUCCUUUUCGUGACGUGGCUUGACAACGCGUUUCAUCCAAAGUCUCCAAAUUGGCAGCGUUAGCAAACAUUUCAAAGUUGGGCAUUGUUCGAAAUUCGCCUUGUUCAACACGAUUCAGCCUGGCGCGAAGCCGAAGACAUUUGGCUUUGACACGCCACUAAAAUGCAAAUCAAUGAUCCGAGAGCAACUGUCGGCGGCAGCUCGACGCUCGUUUAGCCUUCGAGUGUUCCAGAAGGUCGGCAACGUUCGCGACACUUGCUGACGAAGGCUCCGAAUAAAGACACAAUUGCCACUUGGAAGCAAUUAUGGCGACGAAUAAAGCCCCCGCGGGGACGGGACGAGCGGGAGAGGCCGGCGGCAUUCCAGGGAAGAGCUUCCAGGUCCCGGCCAAGCACGGCCCCGUGCCUACUCCAGGUGUUUCCCAGGGCCAGGGCCACCAACCCGCCUCCUCGGUUCAGGCCCCCCUGACGUCGUCCUCCGCCAUCAUGGUGGUAACGGCCAAGGUCGCCAAACCGGUUCUGACUGCGAGCCAGGCCGCCGUGACCCCGACCCCGGCCUCGGCCCAGAGGAGGACGGUGGUGAUAACGGUGCCGAGGCCGGCCGGACCGCCUUUGCCCGUGGCGCCUCGGCCCGCCAACAUCCAGAUCCCACCAGGUAUGAUGCUGAUCCGCAGUGACAGCGGUCAGCUGAUGCUGAUGUCCCAGCAGGCUUUGGCACAGGCUCAGGCACAGCAGGGAGCGAGAUCUGGCAACAGCCCGGCGAGCGGAAUUCCGGCCUCACAGGCGACAUCCGCAAGUCAAAGCAACGAGAAGGUGACGAUGAUCAGGAUGACGGCUUCUGCGACUUUCCAGCCGGCGGCGGUCCAGAACACGGCCAUGGUCAAGGUGAUCGGCAUGACUCCCAAUCCAGCCGCGGUUCCGACCCGCACCGUGGCAGCUGAACACAGGGCUCCUUUUCAGCCGGUCACCGUGGAAACCAAGAAAGAGCCCCCUCCUGCGUUUAGUCAGGAGACGCUGGAGAGCGUGAAGAAGUGCAAGAACUUCCUGGUGACGCUGAUGAAGCUAGCGUCCAGCGACUCAAAGUCUGCCAACAUGGCCAACAACGUCCGGGGCCUGGUCAGGAGUCUGCUGGAAGGCAAGAUGGAGGCGGAGGAGUUCACGCAGGCGCUCUAUCGGGAGCUCAAGUCCACACCGCAGCCCUGCUUAGUGCCCUUCCUCAAGAAAAGUCUCCCAGCAGUGCGUUGCCUCACCGCAGACCCGCAGGCAUUCAUCCAGCAGGCCUGCUCCUCCUCCUGCACCCCUGCUGUGAAGAAGCCCAAUGUGGACCCAGCUCCAAGUCCGAAAGCCCUCCAUCAGGUGUCAAGUGGAGCGAGCGCGUUGCCCCAGUCCAGAACUUUGGCCUGCAAGAGCUUCCGAACCAUUUCUACCCCCGAAGUCACCCCGGUCCAGAUGGGAAAAGCCUUCUCAGGAGGGUUCUCCGUGAGGCAACCUUUUGCUCGAGAUCCUCCAUGCGCCCCCAGACUUGCUUUCAGGGACACUUCAGGCUCGUACAAAGAAGACGACGACAUUAACGACGUGGCGUCCAUGGCGGGCGUCAACCUGCGCGAGGAGAACGCUCAGAUCCUGACCGGCGCGGUGGGCUCGGUGGUGCGGUCGUGCCAGGAUCAGCUCUUCCUGUCCGCCGGCCCCGCGCUGGGCCGCUUCCUGCGCGCGGGACGCCCGCUGGGGGUGACGGAAGUGGGCCCCGAGGUGGUGGCUCUGGUCUCUCACGCCACUCAGGAGUGUCUCCGCGGCCUCCUGGAGAAGCUCACCGUGAUGGCGGAACACCGGAAGGCGGCCCUGAAGGAGGACUCGUGGCACGACAAAGUGAGCGACGUGCGCUCACAGCUGCGUUUCCUGGAGGAGGUGGACGCUUUGAAGAAGAGGAGGAAGGACGAAGAGGAGAGGGACAGGCUGAUGCGUUUGGCCAGGAGUCGCUCCCACCCUGACGAUCCGCUGCAGCAGCAGCUGAAGCAGAGAGCAAAAGAGUUACAACAAAUGGAAGAAGCUCAGCUGCAGCAGCGAGAAGCCAACCUCACCGCUCUGGCGGCCAUUGGCCCGAGGAAGAAGAGGGGGCUCGCCCGCACGGAAGGCAACGUGUCGCUGGCGCCCAGGCAGCGCGUGAGUCGCGUGACGCUGCGAGAUCUGCUGCUGUGCAUGGAGCACAGCCAAUUCCUGCGACGCUCACUCACGUUCUACAAGGCCAUGCUCUGACAACUCCACCCGUUUGGUGCCAUCCUGACAACAUUCGGACAACUCCACCUGUUUGGUGCCAUCUUGACAUUCUGACAACUCCGCCCGUGAGGUGCCAUCCUGACAACAUUCUGACAACUCUGCAGAGCUGUCUUGAGAUACAAGUUUCAUUUGUUCCACGAUCACACUUGUAACGCAAAACCCUUAAAAGCUCUUUUCUCAUUAAAGUGAAUGGAAAGGCCAUUCAUCUGUUACACAAGUUAAACAAGUAAUGUAAUUAAAUAGAAUGUAAAGAGUUAAAACAGCUUGUGCAUCACAAUUUAAUGCUUCAAUUCCUUUUGCUGCUGCUCCUGGUGUGGCCGCCUUGGGCCACCGGGGGGCAGUAUAACAUUUUCAUAAAGACAAAUGAAGAGCCACUGCUAUUUUCAGCAAUGUGAAUUACUGAUGCUCAUUAUCAUGGCCAUGAAAAAAAGAAAUGAAAAAAAUCCCCCCCUAAAAAAUCGUGAAUAAGGAGGUCUGAAAAGUAAUAUGUGGGAUUCCAAUGUAUCAAACAUUUUUUUCGCAGAGGAUAAACAAUACGUGUGUGCCCUUAUUGCUUUAUUGUCUGUCUACAUGUGUUUCCGCAUCAAUGCUACUUUUGUUCGUCCGUCAGUGGCUUUUUCCAUUGUAUGUUAGCAUUAAGCUAGCGGGGUCAUUCUUAAGGCAGAGGGUUGUUUUAAAUCCACAAUGUCUUUGUUUCACGUUUAGUCGGACGUGAAGAAUUUCUGAUAAACUGCUGCUCGUUGUGAAGCGAGUUGACUUUGCUCCUACCUCGCACACUUGAAUCACAAAUUUUUGCUCGCAAGUCAAAGCCAAAAAAAAAUCACCCGAACAACAGCUCAUAUCUCAAAAGUUGCAAGUCUCAAGGCACCACUGUAAUAACACAGAUUGACGUGUAGGAUUUUGUGUUUAUCAAAUAUUUUUGUUGUGUUCACGCUUAUGUUGAAGCUGUUUUGACAUUGUUUUGCAAAGAGCAAUCUGUUUCAUUAAAAAAACUUUCA